Molecule: messenger RNA, 597 nt
Organism: Helianthus annuus (common sunflower)
Lineage: Eukaryota; Viridiplantae; Streptophyta; Magnoliopsida; Asterales; Asteraceae
Exons: 1
Coding region: 1-597 (198 amino acids)
Source: RefSeq, a predicted model, not a curated record
AUGAACAGCAAUUGGGAAGAACCUUCAGUAGCGACGGUUAAAGAACAGAUCUACAAGCACAUGGAAAGCGAAAGAGAGGAGGAAUGGAAGCACUGGAAUUCGUGGAUGCCUGCAAAAAUAAAUUACUUCAUAUGGAGGGUGGGUAUUGAAAGAAUCCCGGUGAAAACCGAAUUGCGGAAAAGAGGAAUCGGACUGGAUGAUUACCUUUGCCCUAGGUGUAGAUCAGAGGAAAAAACAGUGAACCAUGUCAUUAGCGAGUGUGUGGAAUCGGUAAUAGUGUGGAGACAAAUCAUCGAUUGGCUGAAACUACCUUCGGUGGCGGACACCAGCAGUUGUGAGAAGGCUCUAACAUAUGCGGAUGGGCUAAAGGGGUCUAUAUUGUGGAGGAAAACGGUGAAAAUGGAAAUGCAAGCAACUAUGUGGCACUUAUGGAAAGCUAGAAACGGCAAAGAGUUUAAAGGCAUAGCAAGGACAGGAGAAAGUAUAGUCGAGGAGAUCAAGGCCGACACGUUUUUGUGGUUGAAAAGUAGAUCGAAAGUGAAAGAUAUAGUUUGGGAAAGGUGGGAGGACUUCAACAUAAGGGACAUUAUAAAAUAG